CAAAUUUUGCACAUAUUUAUCUUGAUUGCUUCGCUUUUAGUGGGAUAAAUGCACUAAGAAUGUCGAGCAACGAUUCAGAUGACAAUAGCACUAGUGCUGGCAGAGUAUCACCGCCAUUAAUAGGGUCAGAGGUGAGAAAUUCAAGUGAAAGUGACGAAGACAUUCGCCCAAGAUUUUCUCGGAGAACUCCAAUUUCAUCACCUUCAGAAUCAGCCCCUUCUACAACACAUGCUACAACUUCUGCCUUUAGAUCAGCUUUCCAUCGCCGUAUACCUCAAAUACAGGGUUCAUCUGUACCAGUGAAGGGAGAAUCUUUCUGUGACUGCCAUAGACAAAGUGAAAGAGAGUGCUCCUGUGGAGAGGAAGAUGAAUAUUUUGAAUGGGUAUGGGAUGAGGACUCUAAAUCUAAGGGCACGGUCAUAGAAUCUGACAAAAGAAAUGUUCAAUUUCACCCUGACUACAGUUCUGGAACUGCAGCAGUUAGAGGAAAUAAACCAAUGAUGCAUGAUCAAUACUUCUGGGAAAUCAAGAUGGUUUCUGCUGUCUAUGGCACUGAUAUGAUGGUAGGUGUCGGCACAGAGAACACAGACCUGAAUAAAUACCGCUAUACAUUCUGUAGUCUGCUUGGCAAAGACUCUGAGAGCUGGGGAAUGUCUUAUACAGGUGCCUUGCAUCACAGAGGGGAAGUACGCACAUAUUCAAACAGGUAUGGCCAGGGCACGAUUAUUGGGAUACACCUCGAUAUGUGGCGAGGCACACUGGCAUUUUACAAAAAUAGGAAGCCUUUGGGUAUUGCUUACACAGGGCUACAAGGGAAGAAACUGUAUCCCAUGCUUUCUUCCACAGCAGCCAGGAGUGGUAUGAAGAUGAUACGCUGUUGUUCAUUUCCCACAUCUCUACAGUUCAUGAGCUGUCAGGUGUUACGCAAGCACAUCUCACCUCCAUUGGACUGUAUCUCUGCAUUAAAGCUGCCCCCUGGCCUACAACUCUUUCUGGCUAACAACCUAUCAUGGCUACUACAACCCCAUGAGCAGCAAAGUGAGAACAAACGAUCGGGCAAGCGAGCCAGGAGCCCAGAUUGUGACAGCCCUGGUGGAAAGCCUAAGAAAGUAGCAAGACGUGAUAGUAAUAGUGAGAAUGAAAGUGAUGAUGGAGCCCUCACCAAAGAGGAGAUGAUUAGUCUUGUCACAUCUGGCAUUGAGGCGGUGACUGGGACCACACAUAUUGGACCUAGCUCUAGCGCUAACAUAGACACUAGCCCAGGCCCUAGCUCUAGUGCGGAUACAGACAUUUCCGCAAGUCCUAGUGCUGAAACAGACUCUAGCUCUAGUGCUAACAUAAACCCAACCCCAGGCCAUAGCACUGACCCUGGCUUAGGCACAAACUCUACCCUGGAAACUAGUGACUCUCCUACCCCUAAGACUGGUAGCACCCCUACCAUGGGCAUUAGCAAUCAAAGUUUUACAAGGACACUUGCAGAAAAUACAACCCCAAAUUUAACCAAAGGGGGCCAGGAUUCAAUAGAUAGUAUCAAAAUGGGGCCAAGUUGUUCUAAUAGUGCAGUAGAUAUAGGAGGUCAUAGUGAAGAUGACUCUCCUAGUGACAUUAAUGACACAUGUGUGAUAAUGGGAAGUGAAAGUGAUACUGAACUGUGUGACUCCUGUGUGCAUACACAUGAAAAUGACACAACCGAUGUGUCAAAUGACACACCAGAUGUGUCAAAAGACACAUGGAAUGUGUCAACACAACAAACAGACCAAAAUAUUUCUCUAAAGAGAGAUGAUCAGAACACUGAUCAAGAAGGAAGAUGAGUUAAUGAUGUAAGAUGUUAUUUAAUGACUUAAAGGUAUAUGACUAAACACUAUAUUAUUCAGUGACUUACAGGUAGACUGGGAGCUACAUGUAGUAAGCCACCUUUCCAAAAUAUGUCUCAAAUAUCCACUAAAAUCAUUCCUUGUGAUGUCAGUUUACCUUGCAAAUUUCUUUAGAUAUUACUUGGAAAUAAGGAGGCAUUUUGGUAGAUAUAUAUUUUGGCAGUAACUGCUACAGAGUAAUCAAUCUGCAGUCAGGAUCAGUAGCAAACAUGUAAAGUUGCUAUCUACCCAAUCGUGGUAUCAUACACUUGUGUACGUGUGUAAUAUACAUAUACCAUAUAGUCACAAGUAAUACUAUAUGUAUGUAUGACACUACAGGUAUAUAAACAGUAAAUGUAUGUGUAGUAGUGCACUACUAUAUGUUUAAUAGUUUUCAAUAUGUUGCACUUCUCAUGUAAUAUUAUAGCAUAGAAGUGCAGUGAACAGUCCUAGAGUCGCGUAAUUGGCGCAUGGGGGUCUCGAAUAAUCAUGUCAACUCCAGUGUCAACUUGUCCGUUUUAGGUCGCUUUAAUGUUUAUGUCUAUGUUAUAUAAUUUGAUAUUCUCUGAGUACCCGAAAAUCUACUGGUUUUUUAAUCAAUUGUUACCAAUUGAACUAUCAAUUGUUUUUUUUAUUUAUUACAUAUAUAUUUAUGUAUGUACCAAUGGGGUAUGGUCAAUCAGUUAAUACCCAUCAACAAAAGAUGAUUUAUUGCAUUUUGACUCCUUUUUCCCCCUCUAAAUAGUCUGUGUUAAUUUGCACAUAUUCGGUACCAGCUUAGGACUAUACA
Molecule: messenger RNA, 2643 nt
Organism: Owenia fusiformis
Lineage: Eukaryota; Metazoa; Annelida; Polychaeta; Sabellida; Oweniidae
Source: the annotation of a GenBank genome assembly